GACUCAAGUGUUUGAAUGAAGUCAAGUCACCGCAGUGUGGAACUUUCGUUCAUCUCACACUGCUUUUAGUUUAGGCUCUCACAGAGGACGCGCACCUCUUCAGAAACAAGUUGUGAGCCUUGUUUGAACUUUUUCCACCCUCAUUUAAAAACGGACUUUUAAAAGAUGCCAUCAGGGUGUUCUUCUCCGAAGCGGAGAUUCUGUCGUGGGGAGAAAGUUUGUCAAUAAGAACAAGACUGGAGAUUCUGCAGGAUGGAGAGCGGCACAACGAGCGAGCAGUCCAUGACGGGCCGCACCAUGGUCCCCACCAUCCCGUCCAUCAUGUUCGUAUUCGGCGUGGUAGGCAACGUCAUCGCCAUCGCGGUGCUGUGCAGGUCUCGCAAAGAGCAGAAGGAGACCACCUUCUACACGCUGGUGUGCGGUCUGGCCGUCACCGACCUCCUUGGCACCCUGCUGGCCAGCCCGGUCACCAUCGCCACCUACAUGAAGGGCGCCUGGCCCGGCGGUGAGCCCUUAUGUCAGUACUUCGGCUUCACCUUGAUCUUUUUCUCCCUGGCCGGGCUCAGCAUCAUCUGCGCCAUGUCCGUGGAGAGGUACAUUGCCAUCAACCACGCGUACUUCUACAACGAUUACGUGGACCAGAAGCUGGCCGGCGUGACUCUAGUGGCCAUCUACGUGUCCAACGCGCUCUUUUGCGCGCUGCCCGUGGUGGGCUUCGGCCGCGUUCAGAAGCAGUACCCGCAUACCUGGUGCUUCCUGGAGUGGCGGAGCAACGCGAAGAGCGAAGCGGCGUACAACUUUAUGUAUGCGGGAUUCAGCUCGGUGCUGAUUCUGGCCACCGUGCUAUGCAACGUGCUGGUGUGCGGAGCUCUCAUCCGCAUGCACCGGCGAUACAUGCGUCGGACGUCGCUGGGCACCGACUUGGCCCGCGGAAACGUGGACUCGCGCAAGAGGGGACGCAGUUUCGGGCGUCUUGCCGGUGCCGAAAUCCAGAUGGUCAUACUGCUCAUCGGCACGUCGGCGGUGGUGCUCAUCUGCUCCAUUCCACUCGUUGCUCAGGUGUUUCUGAACCAAUUGUAUAAGACGCCUGUGGAACUACGCUUGGACAAAAACCCUGACCUGACGGCCAUUCGCUUCGCCUCUUUCAACCCAAUUCUCGAUCCGUGGAUCUACAUCCUGCUACGCAAGGCUGUUUUCCGCCAGCUGGUGGAGAACAUCAAGUGCCUCGUCUGCAAGAUGGGCAUCAGAGGCCAGAAGAAGCGCGAUAACAGGAGCCUCCGCAGCUUGGACGCCGCGCCCCAUCCGCCCUCCUCGGUCGUAUCCAAGCAGGACUCACACUCACCGGUGUCUGGGGACAGCUCCCAUACAUUCUUGUACCUCCCCCAGGGAAGGGAGGCGCCCAGCAAGUGUUGCUGUCACUAUCACAAAACUGAGAGUCUUUCAUGGGCUUCGUCAUGCGAACACGGCAAUGUGGACCCAAGGACGGUGGGGGGCAAUGUGCCCCAGGCUUCCCCAGCUAAAGACCCUGGGUUACAUGUGUCACUCAGCACGAUAAACACAGAGGAAAAAUGCAUUUGAACUUGAAUUGACUUCAUAAAGGAGCCCAUGUGGAAGGAAAAACUGAGGCAUAUCUCUCAGGCAAUCAGUCAAGAAAAAUACUGUUGACAAUGAGGACUUUAACACUGUUGCCUCACAGCAAGAAGGUUUGGAAUGUUGAAUUUCCAAGUACUUCAAUCGGUGUUAAAAAAUGACUAACUAGCUACAAAGCUCACAUGUUCGGUAAUGGUUCCGUUGUGACAAAAAGGGAAAACCAUAUGUUUGUUUUUCCGUCCACUUGUUAGCUGGUAGUUACUACCUGGUUCAGAUGUUAACAUCAGCAGAACAGGACUCAGGACAUUUGAACUCUGGGAUAGAACCAUUUUUUAUUCUGGAGCAGGGGUUAAUUGGGUAAAUUUUGCGUACGUAGUUUUAUUUGUCUGUCUGUAUAUUAACUAGCUGCUGUUUAAGAUCAUAUUCUUGAUUCCAGGGACGGAAACAGUUUCAUGCUAAUGCAAAUGGUAUAACUGUAAUAAAACGUUCCUCGAAGAAAAGCAACAGAUGGAUUUCUUAUACAUAUUUUUGAAGGAUAGAACCCUAGCAUUAUUAUUCUCGGGUUGUUUCUACAUGACUAAAACAACAAACAGAGAAACAAAACUGAGACUACCUAAGAACAAUCAAAACAAUAUAUUUUGCCAUUUUAGAUCAUGAAAAAUAAUACUAAAUAUUUGCCUCUUGACUACAUCACUCAACUCUGCUGGUGUUAUUGUGAUCAAAUUUGAUAUCAUUCCACUGGAAAUGACCCACUUCUUUGUGACUCAAAUGACGGGAAAAAAAAGACACCCUUCCUCUUUUUGAGCCACCUUGUGAUAAUCAUUUUUGGACAGCUUUUUCAGCUGAAGUAGAUGAGAUCAGGCAUCAAGAAUAACAGCUGAUUCAUAAACUUGUGGUCAGCAGAAGCAGCAGUGAAUGUGAUCCUGCUGGGUGCUCUCUUUGUUUUGGAUUCUAGUGUACAGAUUUUUUGAAAAGACAUGUUAUUUCAGCUUCAUGACUAAUACGCGUUGUGCAGUUUUAUUUUUGUGGUCAACGGAAACUGUUCCUUUUUGUGCCUGUGUUGCAAUCCACGCAAAUAUUUCAUCUCAAAUAUCUGACGAAGGUAAAUGAGAUUCCAGUUUGUGACACCUAAUCAUUUACAUGUGACUGCCGGGAAUAUUCUUUCUACAAAUGUCAUAUUGGGCUUAACGUGGUAUUUACAAGUUUUUUUUUGUUCUUUUUUAUCACAUUUGUGAUGGACGUAAGUCAAGUUGGACGAUGUGGUGAAAGAUGAUGUUUUGAAUGAAGUUCUCUUGCCAAGCUCAACUCCAAGUGCAACAACGUGCUAUCGUACUCAUGAAAAUGUGUAAAGAUGAUCUCCAGCUUUUGUGAUUUGUAGUAAUACACAAUGAAUCUUAAUAUUUCGGAACAAAAUCAAAAACUUUUAGAAUUUGGUUUUACAGUAUGUUGACUUUAUAUUUGACUUUAUAUUUGUAUCGAUACCUGAGUUCAUGCUUGAACUUCCUACAAUCAGAGUAACUUAUAUUUAAGUAGCUUGUAUUUAUUUAAUAAAGGUUAUUUUUCUUUC
Messenger RNA from Corythoichthys intestinalis (scribbled pipefish), 3157 nucleotides. RefSeq names its product prostaglandin E receptor 4 (subtype EP4) a (gene ptger4a). The transcript has 2 exons. Gene Ontology annotation, molecular function: prostaglandin E receptor activity. Gene Ontology annotation, cellular component: plasma membrane. Gene Ontology annotation, biological process: inflammatory response; positive regulation of cytosolic calcium ion concentration; adenylate cyclase-activating G protein-coupled receptor signaling pathway. The record is from RefSeq and is a predicted model, not a curated record. NCBI's taxonomy places the organism in Eukaryota, Metazoa, Chordata, Actinopteri, Syngnathiformes, Syngnathidae. The coding region runs from base 253 to 1578 and encodes 441 amino acids.